Molecule: messenger RNA, 2519 nt
Organism: Amoebophrya sp. A25
Lineage: Eukaryota; Dinophyceae; Syndiniales; Amoebophryaceae
Source: the annotation of a GenBank genome assembly
CCAGUUUAUUGGCAUUCCCUUCCCAGGGAAUACGGUGGAGUUGUGGCCUAUCCCGGAGGACACGUCUGGCGCCACGUCUUCGUCCUUUGUUGGGAAACGAGGCUCUGACAAUCCUCUGGCUACGCAGACAGCGACAUCACAAGGGAAGAUCUUGGACUGCGAUUUGGUUUCUACUCCUGUCGCGGAAGCAAACGAAGCCUCGUCCUCGUACGAGAUUGUCAUCGGUGGUGCACAAGUCGGAGAGUACUAUGACUCUGAAAAAAGUUUGUCACGGGAGAGCAGCGGCUUUGAUCGAGCAAUGGAGGUUGAAGUUAACUCUGCUGAAGCGAAUCCGAGGUUCUAUCGAACCGGGGAUGUGGGAGAGAUGAUGCCAAAUGCUGGAAUUAGAAUAAAAGGCAGGCGGGAUUGGCAAGUGAAGCUUGGAGGUGUUCGCGUGGAACUCGAGGAAAUAGAAGCGCGACUUCUGCAGCCCUGCUGUCAUUUAGAGAAAUUAUUGGAGCAAGCGACUUGCGUUGUUGUCCGGAGCAGAGCUUCCUCUCAUUCGCAGGAGACGGAGGCUGGAAACACAGCCUGCUCAAGCAAGCUUGUCCUUUGUGUAACACUGCGUGACUUUUCUGUGGGAACAAUGAACGCAGAAGUAGGUAGCGCUGGCACCCAAAACGAUGUUAGCGGCGCGGGCGGUUGGAUCGGGGAGCGAAGACUCCAGCGUUUGGUUUCCGCCGUCGUUCGGCAAGAAGCCGCAAAGGUACUUCCUCGACAAUGGAUGCCCCGCGAGGUGUGUGUUUUCGCGGAGAUGCCACUUACAAGCAACGGAAAAGUCGACCGGAAGGCUCUCAGGGCAUCCCUCGAACUGACACCGCUCCAACAGGGGAGAGAUCAGAAACAGAAGCGGCUAAACAAAAGUGAAAAGAUUGAUAGUGUUUCCACUUCUCAAGACGGAGAUGAUCGUUGUGAUGGUAGCAGUUUUGAAUCGUGCUCAUCGCGUUUGACGGCGUGGGAGAUGGCAAUCGCAGAGAUUUGGGCGGCAGAGCUGGGCUUGUCUAGCGGAGCCGAGAUAGAGCCUGAAGAUAACUUUUUUCAACUCGGCUCUGAUAGUCUUGGUGCGCUCCGCGUCUGCCGGCGACUCAUCGCACUACUUUAUAACAAACCAAAUGGCAGCACAAGCGCAAAGACGACACCAACUUCAGCUGUCGGAGAUUCAGCAGACAACACUGUCUCAACAAUCUCAAAGAGCAGUGGGCCACCACCAGCGGUUGAGUUACAAAUCGUUGACGACUUUGGUACCAUCUAUCGGGACGAGUUGACAGUGCGAUUUCUGCUGCUGCACCCAGUGUUACGGGACUAUGCCGGCGGCGUGUUGGAUGCGGUCAGCAAGGAUCCCGUAUGUAUCAGCGCACUCGCCCGUAUUCUUCAGAAAGAAGACAGAGAUCGCGUUCCCAUUUUUACCACGGAAGUUUCUACUGGGCGCUUGAUGGCUGACGACUACCUGUUGCGAACUGCGGUGUAUUUCAAUCUACCUCAUUUCGUAGAAGUUUUGCUCAAAACCUCCAGCAAGGUGGGAGGCGAAACGAUUACAACAAGCAGUGACGACGUUGAUGAUUAUAGUAAGCAGACGGAGGCGGGAGAGGAGCGUCCAGGGAAGAGACGGAAGCUUCCCCCUGCAACGACCGCCCUUCAUAUUGCCAGCCAAAAGGGAUACACAGGCGUGGUGAAACUCUUGUGCCAGCACUUGGAUUAUGUGGAAAUACAGCGCCCAGAUGCAAACGGCGUGCUUGCUCUCCACCUGAGUGCGAACCUGGAAAUCCUAGAGUUGAUCUGCGCGCGCCUGCCUUCAAGCUACCUCACGGCACGAGAUCGCAACCGUCAGACCAUUCUGCACUUCCUGGCGCGGCGCGGCGACGCCAGUACAUUGAAGGUGCUACUUCGCGAAGAAGAAAACAAGGUCACGACUGCUGCGGAUGAAGAAUCUUCUGUGGUGCCUCGUGCUGAGCAAGUAGAUUCUCAAAAAGCGAGUUCAACAACAGCAUUACUUCUAAGUAACCGUGAUCAACAAAGUGCUCCACAAUGGCCUGUCGGGACGCUGCACUAUUUCGAUUCGCGCGUGGAUUGGCGAGACAAGUGGCACCGCACGCCGCUCAGUUGGGCCAUUCUGAAUGGACACGAGGAUUGUGUUCGGGUGUUACUUCAGGCCAAAGCGAAUCCGAAUAGCAAGGUGAAAGACGGCAAGCACAAGAAGGAGUCGCAUCUUGUGAAUGAGAGUGCCCUGGAGCUUGCGCAACGGGUCGGUUUUGCGGAGCGGCUCUCUCAAACCCGUGCGGAUUUAGAAGCGCAGAUGGACACUAAAUGAUUAUCCCUCUCAGUAACACAUUAUCGAGUCUCACUACAUCACGCACGAUAGCGUAUUUGUUGUCGCGCCCCUCGGACAUAACUAUAAUUUAUCACAUAAAAUAUUAUGCCACCACGAGACUUGUUCUCACCACUCUCGGCGUCGAAGCUUUUCCUCAGCCUUCAGUUAAGGC